This is a messenger RNA of Moneuplotes crassus, 1294 nucleotides long. The record is from the annotation of a GenBank genome assembly. NCBI's taxonomy places the organism in Eukaryota, Ciliophora, Spirotrichea, Euplotida, Euplotidae.
GUCACAUUAAAAUUUAUAAGAAAAAAUGAGACAAAGCAUUGAUAAAACCAGAAGACAUCUUCUAUUUCUUGAAACUAGUACUCAAAAUAAAAUGGUGUCAAACUUCUGAGAGUUUUCUUUGGAUGAACAAUCAAGAGAAAAACUCACACCAAAAUGUGUAGUUGAGCGGGAAGCCAAUAUAUCAAAGGAGGUUUCAUUAAAAGCAAGAAUCUGACCUGAUCUAGCAGAUCUUAAAAGAUUCUCCUUCCAGAAUGUACACGAAAUUGCAAAAAAACCCUUAAUUGAGCGUGCCUAUUCAGAAGAUCCACAAAAGCCAACUCUUGAAAGAAUAAAUACAAUAACAUAUGCUCAGCCAGAUUCGCCGAUGAGCAUUAAUUCUCACCAAAGAGACCACGAGCUGACUUCUAAAAUGGAAGAUGCUGUCAAUAUUCUUCAAUCACUCGCAAUAAACUUCUCCAAUCCUCUGAAUAAGACAGCUAUCUCUAGCCCUCAAAGUAAAGAUGAAUUUGCAAAGCCCCACUCCAAAUUGCUAAGAAGAGUAAAGAUCGAAUCAAAGAAGAAUCGGAAGAAUAUAGUUGAAAUAACUCGUAGACUUACCGACAUAGCUGAUAUGCUAGAUGCUAAAUCUAACACAGACUCAACUACCUCAGUUACCUCUAAAAGGAAGAAGCGGAAAGUAAAGAAAGCAAGAAGACUAAACAGCGGAUAUGAUAUUGUCACUGAAGAAAAUCUUCAUAAGCAUGAAUACUCUAAAAAGCCAACUUGUAAAAGUGACGAGGAAACAUUUAUCAUAUCAAAGAAGAAAAGAUACUCCUUGCAGUCUAACCGUAAAGGGACGAAUGAGUCUUCUGGUCUUAAACUCAGCCUGAACAAGUGUCCUUUAUUUACCGAGAUCAAUCAAAAUAUGUGAUGCAAUAGCAAUUACUCGAACAACAAAGAAAUAUUUGACCAGCCUCCUCAAAAGCUAGAAGAGGAGAUGUCUUAUCUGAGAGCUUAUUCCCUAAAGAAGUCUAGCAAUUUAAGCAGUCUGGAAGAUUCAGAAUUACUCAGUUGAGCAGUUCAAAAAUCAUGAAAAUCUCUCAAAAGAAAGAGCUUUAAGAAAAAGAGAAAAGAUAAGAAGCUACUUUCUUCAAGAGUAAAGGAAGGAUCCGGGUCUGAUUCUUUCAAAUUCUCUCUUUUUAGAGCAGACCAAAUGAAAGAGAUGCUGAACUCUUUGUCAAAUCUAGAGUCAAACCAGAGCAAUUAUUCAUCAACAACUUUAUCACCCUCUCCAGCUAAGAGAAUAAAAGAUUAA